Messenger RNA from Chara braunii, 3215 nucleotides. Lineage: Eukaryota; Viridiplantae; Streptophyta; Charophyceae; Charales; Characeae. The record is from the annotation of a GenBank genome assembly.
GGCGAUGGUGGACAGUGGGACGGAAAUGAACCCCAUAAAAUAGGAGCAUGCUUUGCGCCUAGGGAUGGAGAUAAACCGCUUUGACAAUGGGGUCUUGAUGGGGGUGAAUAGUCGAUCAGUGUUCAUAGGGACCGCCUCAUCGGUGGUCCUGGAGAUAGGGAAAGUGAAAGUGAGAAGUUGUUUUUUCGUGAUGCCUGAUCUUGACCACCCUAUUCUACUUGGUAGGUCAUUCCUAAGUCGAACGGAGACGGUCAUACUCAACAAGCAUGACGGGACUAUGUUCCUCGUCCUGUGCGAUCCAGUAUGCGGAAAUUAUGAAGUCAUCACGUGCAAGAACACAGGACCUAGAAGUGUAAGGAACCGGCCCAACCCUGGGUCCUUCACGAUUGAAGAAUCAGAAGAGGAGAGGUUGAGAUUGGAAGGUAGCAGGAUUGAAGAGGAAAGAGGGCCAGAGGCACUAACCCUUAGCCUAGCGAAUAUAGGUGAACAUAGUGUCGACCUAUGGGAUGGCGGAUCCAGAGGUUGUGGAGGCCUUGAGAGAAAAGGUGGUGGAACAAAUGGGAGCAGGAGAGAUGGAGUUAAUAUACCGGACACCAGGAAGGAUAGGUGGAGCGAUUGGAGCACAACCCCAAAGCGCAACUCGACCUUUUUUAGGGGUGGGCUCAAGCAGGGGGCACAAAGGCGGUACAAAAGGGUAGAUCAGAAGUGUCGCCCUGUUCCCGUACUCGUUGCAGAAGAGCAGGAAGUUUAUUACAAGCGGGAACGAGAGUUGAUACGGCAGAUGCGGAAAAAUGCAAAAAAUGGGUCAUGCCGUAACACUCUUGAGACACAGAAAUCCCUGAUUAUAGGGGAGCCUGGCUUCCUUACAGCACAAGAGGAGAAGCUUAUGGUGGAAACCAUAAGAGGAAGGCAUGCUGCGUAUGCCUUCAGUGAUGAUGAGAGAGGUCGCCUGGACGUGGAUAUAAUCCCGAUGAUUAGGAUACAUAUCGUGCCUCACGAGCCAUGGAACUUGCGAGGUGCGCGGUAUCCUAAUCCAGCUGAUGAAGAGAAGGUAGUUAAAUACCUUGACGAAAAAAUCCGCACCCAUGUAGUAGACUACUCGAGUGGACUGUAUACAUCCCCCUGGUUUUGUUUUGUCAAGCCCAAUGGGACGUUAAGGUGGGUACAGGAUUUGCAGAGCCUGAACGCUGUGACAGUGAGGGAUGCAGGUGGUCUCCUCAACGCUGAUGCGCUUUUAGAGGCCUGCGCUGGGAGAACCAUAAUAUCUCUCAUAGACUUGUAUUCAGGUUACGACCAAUUCUCUGUAUACCCAUCUGACCGGCCAAUGACGACUAUGCAUACUCCUCGAGUGUUGAUCCACAUGAACGUUGCACCGCAAGGGUGGACGAAUGCGGUUGCCAUGGUCCAGAGGUAUAUGGUGAGGGCGAUGCACCUCAUAAGUCCUCACAUUACGCAGCCCUAUAUUUAUGAUCUGGCCGUGAAGGGGCCUAAAGAGAAGGAUGAGCAGGAGGUGAUGCCAGGAAUCAGACGCUUUGUCUGGGACCAUGUGCAAAACUUGUGCAAGGUCCUGGACCUUUUGAAGGAGCAUAACCUCACUGUCAGUGGGCCAAAGUCGAGGCACUGCAUGAGCGGGGCCACUAUCUUAGGAUUUGUGUGCGACGAGAGGGGUCGUCGGCCAGUGAAAACGGACGCAGGGCCAACUGCUUUAGGGGGAGUGUUGAUUGAGCGAGAUCCCAAUGGAGAAGAACGACCACUAAGUGAGGAGAAUGUGAGACUUCACAUCAACUCCUGGUCGUUGGCCGUUGGUAACUAUGUUACUCCUGGGCGACCUGUGUGGCUUGCGCCACCACGACAUGCACGGCGACCAGACCUAGUCCUUAAGCCCUAUCUCGAAGAGGACUCUUGGGGAAUGUCAGGCGUGGAUUGGAUGAUGAAGCUGGCCUUGGUAGGCAAGGACCAACUGCAUGAGGACUCGCUCACAAUUGAGGAUGGGGCGUUGCAGGACCUCGAGACCAAUCGGACGUUUGAGGAGUUGUUUGACUUAAGGGCACGCCAGAUUGGCGCUAUAGAGGACAUAAUUGAGGGAGCAGCAAGUAGGGUGGCGGCCAACCGUAGCAAGGACAAGUACAGGUGGGAUAAGAUAGCAAGGGUAAGGAAGGAACCCCUCCAGGUGGGAAACGUUGUGCUACUGUACGACUCAUCCAUGGAGAAGCAGUGGUCACGGAAGCUGGACAAGAGGUGGUUGGGACCGUACAGGGUCACUAGGUGUGGUGAGCAUGGAGCCUACCAAAUCGAGGAGUUGAAUGGGAUGGCAUGGAAGGACUGGGUGUCUGGCUCGAGGCUGAAGAACUUUGUGGCUCGAGACGAGAUAGCUGGGAUAGUUGUGGGAGGGCUAUGUCUGUCUCCGGUUGUGUAUAUAGAGCCAGACAUACCUCAAGAGCCACAUGUGCAAGAGCAAAGGGAGGAGCAGUCUGCCCAGGAGAAGGAACUGGAUAGGAGAGAGAGAGCGGCAACGGAUCAGGAGAUCAAGGUUCAGCUCAGGAUGAAGAACCUUUCAGAGCUGCAUGAGAAGAGGCAGCAGGGAAAAAAGCCUGAGGAGGAGGGUGGUAAGAGCAGAAAGGGCACUCACACUCAGGAGGAGGACCUUCCCCUAUUUUCAAAGGUCUGGGUCAGCUUUUACAAGCUGUUGGACGCUGCAGGGAGGUUUGGCGGGCAUCAUCAGGAGAUGGGGGUCAAGUUGGUCUCUACACACCUACUCAACCUAAGGGGCAUGAUGAAGGAAGGCUUCGUAGAAGCCAGAGCUUCGGAUCAGAAGGUUGGAGACAGAUUGAGGAAAGUGGGACAAAAGGUGAUGCGAGCAGGUGACAGAGCAGUCUGCCCCACUUCCCCAGAGGUCCCACUACAGGAGCUCACGAGCAAGAUCUCAACAGUCUCGUCAUCAAUACCUUCACGAGAAGGAGACAAGACGUCCCAGAAGAAGAUUGGCAAAUGCUUCUACUGUAAGAAGGACAAGCAUCGAUCUGACGACUGCCCCAAGAGCCUCAAGGACGAGGCAAAUGGGUUGGUUAUCAGAGAGUCAUCUGGAGUGUGGAAAGACAGGAAUGGAGUCCUAGUUCCUAAAACUCGUGAUGGGGUGAGGGCGCAGUUGUAUAGGCAGCUGCAAGAGGUCAUGAGUGAUCAGGAGUAGAAUUUUCUAAUAAAGUCCGAAAAUGCGA